Nasonia vitripennis (jewel wasp) is the source of this 4968-nucleotide messenger RNA. It is a transcript of the gene lama, whose product is annotated as putative phospholipase B-like lamina ancestor. Gene Ontology annotation, molecular function: glycerophospholipase activity. The record is from RefSeq and is a predicted model, not a curated record. The transcript has 8 exons. NCBI's taxonomy places the organism in Eukaryota, Metazoa, Arthropoda, Insecta, Hymenoptera, Pteromalidae. Gene Ontology annotation, cellular component: extracellular region. The coding region runs from base 2055 to 3854 and encodes 599 amino acids. Gene Ontology annotation, biological process: phospholipid catabolic process.
UUUUAACCAAGUGGCUCAGUGCGGCUAUUUAUUGUCGCAUCUCGACAGUCGUCGCGCGAAUUUAAUACCCCGAGCUCGCGAGUUCGGAUAAUAUCUUAAUAUCGCGCUAAUGAAAUUGUGUACUUCGUGAGCGUUGUGCGUGUACAUUCUCGACAUUCCUGAUCGUGCAACGACAAUUACGAUGUGGAGCGUUACGUGGAACUCUCUGAGCAUCGGCAUUAUUUAUCGGCCGAAUGUUAUUGAAGAUGUUACCAGCAAUGUGCGCUCGGACUUGUCGAAAAGUAAAUAUUACUUUAGCCAGGUUGUCCUCGGCUACGUGCUGCAGGAGUUCUUUUCGCUCUUAUUUUGAUCAGGAUGGGUAUGUAAGAUUGUUAGAAGAUGAUUAGAAAAUUAUAUCACUCAUUUUAGCAGCAUCAUAGGAGUUAAUACCUGGCGCAAAGUGCGAGCUCCUUUAGAUAACUUCUGCGUUGGUAUAAUAACACACCGCAGACAGUGUGUACACAAAAACGUGGCUGCGCACAGAAUACCCGCGGUUUCAUCGACAAAAACCUCGAGGUCUUUGAACUGACGAAACGCAAAAGUGAAAGAUUGCGCACACGCGUUUUCCUGCGCCGAUACAUCAGGCCGAUCUCGAAGCGUGAUAUCGCGUUGGUUGCUGUACUUCUUCGAUAGCUUUUGUGCUGACCCACCAAAAAUUUCAUUUUCUAAAAAUAGCCGAUGGGAAGACGAGCGUCGAAACGAUCUUUGGUUUUGCGCGCGCUUUCACCUUGAAUUUUUGAAGCUUUGCUGUACCGUUUAGUGUAUAUUUUGAUAAACAAACCAGACGCGAUAACGUUCAUCGAUUUUUGGGAGAUAAGAGAACUUUAGUAGGUCAGUGAUGUUGUAUAUUUGGUUAAGCAGCGCCGUGCUGAUGUACCAAAGUUUGUGUUUGAAAAGACGUAAAUUGCCAGUGCUAGUGCUUUUUUGUUGUGGCAAGCUCGCAUCACGUGUGUGAACAAUUACUCAACUUCUAAUUUUGUUCACAAACUUUUACAAUCUGAUAAGCUAUCGUACUCGAUUCUAUUAAAGGAAGCCUCGUGCUCGGCGGCGUUCUUACACGCUAUAAACAAUCGUAAAAUUUUUUUUUUUUUUUGUGUACCUACGUAUGAUAAAGCAUGCAUAACUUUUCGAAUGCAUUAGCGCCACUUGAUUCGCUACCUGGAGUUCAAAAACUGAAAUCUUACUUUGGAAUCUCCACAGUUCCUAAAUUUUCUCAAAAUUACGCAAAGCUACUCAUCUCGGCUGACGCAUCGACGAACUGAAAGUUAUAAUAAUAUUUUUGUCAUCCCAGCAGAGAACUUUCCCGGACUUCCCAAAAAUUUCACAAUGAAACAGUCAUCCCAUACCUGUCCAAAAAACCAGUGAUUCUCCUUCGCUAAAAAGCGUAACAAUUAGCGAUAAAAGCUUGCAGAUGCCGUAGUUGGACCUUCGCCUUGACUCAGCGCGCGGUCCUAAUUUCAUUCGCGCCACAUUUCACACCUCGUCUAUACGGAUUGCGCGUGAUAUAAGAACGCGCCUUGUACAUAUGCACCGAUAUGCCUUGCGAUCUCGCGAUCUCGAUGUGCGACCUUCGCGUCAAUUCACCGGCGACGAUUCGUUGAGUCGGAAGUGUUGUGCGGUCGAGUGUUGUUUUGAAUCGCGAGUUUAGUAUACGUAAUUCUUGCGGGUAAGAGGCUUCGCGUGAGCGCACACACGAGUACACUGUAUAUUCAAGGAGCUUGCGGAUAAUUCAAGUGCGUCGUUAACGAGGCGUUUCCUGAAGAAUUGAGCGACGAUUUUCUUCUUAUACGGCGAUCGUUGAGUUGAUUGACUAAGCUCUUCAAAGUAAUUGGAGUUUCAAUAAUUUGAAGACCCAUAACUUUCUCCAUAUAAACGAGGGCGGAGGCAGCUUCUGAAGUUACACAGAAGCCGCGGACUGGGCGUCUCCCUUUGUAAUCGAUGGGUUGAGAAAACGAGGGAGCGUUUUUUUAUUUUUCUUUAAAACCAUUUGGGUUGGUAACCUAUACCGAUGAGCCAUGCUGAAGGUAGUGGGCGCCUCGUGGCUGCAGACACGCAUCUCCACCUACAUACUCGUUGCCGUUGCUCUUCUGGGCAUCGGCGCUGUCAUCUUGGGCGAGUUUGGACGCGUUGAGAACGAUGGUACCUACUCAGCGACCGUCUGGUGGAAGCGCAUAUCCGGAUAUCGCAUUGACUUUUGGGGCCAGGGCAAUGAUUUGAAGUCGUUGCCCUUGGGCGCGGCGCGCGCCUACUACAAGACCGGCAUUCUCGAGACUGGCUGGUCAACAUUGGAAAUCGAGACGUCGCCAGACUAUCCGGACGACGUGCAGGCCUACGCGGCUGGACUACUGGAGGGCAGUCUGACCUGGCAACUGAUACAUCAUCACUGGUACAACACCGUGAGGGCGGCGUGCGCGCCAAGGGCGUCGCUGUGUCGCAAGAUGCGGCGAUACCUGCGCGAAAACGCGGCGAACGCGCGCGAGAACGCGGCCCUUCUCAGAUACGAAGAUCCCUACUGGCAUAUGGUGCACUUAUACUAUGUCCAAUUAGACGGAUUGGCGGAAGGAUGGAGGUUCGCAGUACAGCGAAGCCGACAGGACGUGAAUAUCGACCCGGAGGACUUCCUCUGGCUGGCCAUGGCCUCGGACCUACCGGACCUCGAGCGGGCAAACAACGGCUCGGACCAUCACAUCGCCUCGGACGGCAUGAUCGUGCUCAAGGCUAUCGAGAGAGAACACUUUGAGCCGCUCAUGGCUCUUGCACACAACACCGCUGCACCAUACUCCAGAAUGCUGAGACUGAUGAAGAGGUACAAGUUUUCGUAUCGCGUUUCGCCGGAUAUCGAUUCCGAGCCAGUGCCAGGACAUUCCAUCGUCAUGACCUCGUAUCCCGGUGCCCUAUCAUCGCAGGACGAAAGUUACAUGGUCGUGGGUGAGAACAGAGAGCUCAUUGUUGCGGGAACACCUCUCAUUAUCGACAACCAUAGCCUGUGGAGCCGUUUACAGACCAAAGAUCGGGUCAUGUCAGCAGGUCGUAUAAUGGCAGCAAACCGUCUAGCAACUAGCGGCCUGAGCUGGUCUCGUCUACUGGAUCGCCAAAACAGCGGCACCUCAAAUCGCCAGUGGAUCAGCAUAGAACCUCGCACCGGUGUGGUAAGCCUGAUCGAGCAGAUUCCUGGCUUCACUCAACAUGUCGACCACACCAACGAGUUCCGCAGCAAAGGGUAUCUUGGUUGCACUGGAGCACCCUACAGCUCAACCAUCCGCGAACUCCUGGGCGGCGAAAGGGAUGAGUCAGUAGCCAGAGCCGAACAGCUGGCUCUCCUCCAAGCCAACAUCACUAGCGUCGAGGGAUUGAAAGCUUUAAUGCGAGGCGAGAUCAGAGCAUUGAGCGAUAACAACAAGGACGAGGAUAGCGAUGAACCACUAGAAUCUGAGAACACUGAGCAGAGUCCUUCAAACCCCACCAUCACUAAGAGCAACGACGACAAUACCUCCUCAUCUCCAUUAUUGUCAGCCUUAACAUCAACAAUGUCGUCGUCAUCGCUGUCGUCCUCAUCGUCCUCAUCGUCAACUGAGCAGCUUCUGGCCUACCGAGGUGAUUUAGCCUCGGUACCACGCCCACUCGGCGUCAUCGACUCAAAGCUCUUUUUGUUCGAUCUCGACGGUCUUGAAACGUUCGAAGCUCGUGCAGGUCCAGCACGACGCAUAGAAGCUCCAGCUUUCGAUUGGACUCACAGCUUUACCAACAGCUCGCACCUUGGCCAGCCAGAGAUCUUUUCUUUCGACAGUCUUGCUCCAGCUUGGGUCUGGGUAUAAUAUCGUCCGUAUCGAUUUUUAACUAAAUUGUUUCCCUUUCUGAACGAAAGUAGGACGAUAAACUGAUGGUUAUUGAAUUCUUCAUUCCAUAUUUUAGCAUAUUAGCUGGAGAAGUAGUUGAAUUGAAAAAAAUAAUUGAAAUUAUUAAAAAAUACAUGUGCAUUGAUGAACCAUUAAGAUUGUCGAUGUAGUCUGUCAGUAAUUAUCGUCGUAUCUUUCGCCAGGAACAAAUAAAAGAUCCUAGCGCGUGCUAAUGAAAAAUUUUAAAUAUGUACAUUCUUUACAUAUGGAAAACUUUUAAUUGUACAUAAAAUAUUUUGAAUUGAACAAACACAUGAGAUGAAUUGAAUGUUUAAGUAGAUUCAUUGAACGUUGCGGCAUCAAAAACCGUCCACAGUGUUCACACUUUUAAUUCUGCGGAAUUUUGUCAGUGCGUGGUCGUCAAUUUUUAUUUUUUGAAUUUCUCAUUCCACAAUUACGACGCUUUGUAAGACGACUUGAGCUUUUUUAAAUAUCGGGGAAGUUGCAUUAUUUUUUCUCUAUGUAGCAUUUAAAAUCAAAUUCUUAUAAAAAGUACAAAAUUUUGAUUACAUAUAUGUAUUAUGCGAGCAAAUCCUGCGAACCAUUAGGUGACUAUAGGAUUAUUAUAUAUGUUCAUACGAAAAAUAAUGAAAUCUUUUUUCUUAUAUUUUAGAUAUUUAAAUCACUGCAACUUUCCUAGUAACUUUCCAAGGCAAUCUCGCAUUUCGGAUCUGACGCGCCGAGUCAAAAAGUCACGAGUGCGCUCCUUAUUAUAUUUUGAAAAGACAUACUGCGUUUUAUCUGUCUUUCAUAUUUCAUAUAUUGUUUAUAAUUUCGUCAAUUUCAUUAAUUUCUUAAUGCUUUUGUAUCGUCACAAAAAUUGUAACUUUAUCGCAAAAUAUUUUAAAUUGAAAGACAACAUUUUAUUUUUAGAUUAUUUUAUUUCUUAUUAUAAUCGACGAUCUUAGGCGAACGCUAGAAAUAUGACAUGAUUUUUUUAAUCAAGUAUUUACGCUGUAUUUCAAUUUUUACUUAGCUGGCUCACGUGUUAGCCACCCAAUGGUGAACUUUUAUAAAUAAAAAAUAAAAACAA